CCUGGCAGGUCUGGGGUCGGCUUCGGAUUCAGCGCCUGUUCACUUCACUUCAGUUGGAAGCUCGUCGUUGAGCAGUGCAGGUCGGCACUAGGCGAUUCGAUUAUCCGGAACCACCGAAAUCGAACUAGAUGCCCGAUAAAAGGAGUUCGAGAACAACGGAACCCUUUCCUUGCCGUAGAAAUAAACGAGUCGCAGAAUCGUUCGUUCGAAUCUGCAGUGUCACAUUCGCGGCACAGUCGCAAGUACCCGCCCCGGUUCAGACCGAAGCCUUUUACGAAUAGUUUGCAGCGAGAAACGGAAGAUAGGAUAAAAACGUACAUCCUCGCGAUACGAACAAACUGUUCUCUGUGGUUGUGCGACGUGAAUGUCGAAUCGUCAAACCGUGGGAACAAGCGGAAGUACGUACCUGUUCGCGUCGAAGAAAUCGAGGAAAGCGGAUCAAACGGAUAACGAGUAAUCGAACGACGGAUCAACAGUGACCGAAGGAGGUGAGACCGGGAGUGUGUUUCGUGGGUGUGUGUUUCCAAUUGGUUUUUAUCGCGUAGAAAUUUAAAAUCACGUCAAACCGGAGUAUCUGUGUGUGUAGGUGCGAUACGUCGGAUGUGACCGGCGAACUUCGGGCCGACUUUGUACUUUCCUGCUCGGUUCUUCGGGACUCGCCGUCGAUUGUUGCUAACUUACUUGACUAACUUAAAUCGCGCGGCUUUUCUUCCACCGGAUGCCGUCUUGUUUUCUUUGAAUACAGAGAUGCUAAAAUGGCGGUUGGAUUAAGUCGCGAGCACCCUUAUCGACCGCGAGGAGAAAUAAUUUAACAAAACAAUCCGCGCUCCGUUAUCUCUUUUCUUUGUCUCUUAUCGAUGAACGAUAGAACAACGCUGCGGAUAAAUUGUGGAACUGUUUAAUAACGAGUGUGUUUCAAUACCGAGCCGGUGUCGAGAGAUUCGUACCUAUGCAAGAGUGACUAGUUGCGUGAAACAACCGAGAGGAUUUUGAUCGAUAAUUGAGAACGUCGGACCGGAAGGAUCACGCACCGCAGAAGAUCGUUCGCUCCUGGAGUCCGCGAGCAAGAAUAGGAUCGGUUGGAGCUGAGUCUGGUCUGUAUAUCUCUCAAGGAUCGACUACUAGCGCCUUCGAGGGGAUCCUGAGCCUGGCUGGCUGGGCCUUGGAGGGGUAAAAAGUACUAGCAAUAAAUGGGGACGAAAUAGAAUCGACCGUACAGCAGAAGAGUGAGAGAGAGUGAGAGAGAGAGAGAAGGAGAGAGAAGAAACGAAGCUGCUGGCUGCUCGACGAAGCCCCGUUGGCGUGUGUUACCCGGUUGUAAUGCGAUCCAAUCCGCAACCUGGAAUCCCUCGAAGCUAAAAGUUGGGCGGUCGACGAGCGAGCCUUGAUUCGCCCAUACUUCGGGACGGUUGGUAGAUGGGACAGGGAAUAUUAUUUUUUAUUAUUUUUUUUUUUAAUCUCAUCUCUUGGACAAAGUCGCGUCUCUUCCUCGCGUCCUUCUCGUUGCCACUCGCUCAGCGUUGGCCAUCUUGGAGGAGAUCGUACGACGAGGACCACUCGAUGACAUAAGCAUGAAGAACCUGCAGUGACGCUCUCGCCUUCGCCAUCCGCCCCCUCCGACACCCCAGGAUUUCGUUGACGGGGCAACUAUGAUCAUGGCCACCGUUAAAAUGGCGGACAAGAUGCUUUUCUUAGUCAUAUGCCCGAUCGUGUUAUACCUGAGAACUACGCGCGGCGAACAAGUUGUCUUGCUGGACACUACGACAGAAGGACGUCUCGAUUGGACCCGGUAUCCUUACGGCGCUCAGGCCAGCACUCCGGGUUGGGUCGAAGAGUCGUUCACGAAUUUCGAAAAGGGUAUAAAUUGGAGAAGCUACGUAGUCUGCGACGUGGCCUACAACAACGUUAACAACUGGCUAUGGACACCGUUCAUAGAGAGGGGACCAGCUAACCGGAUGUACAUAGAAGUGAAAUUCACUAUUCGAGACUGCUCGCUUUUUCCUGGUAACGCUCUCAGCUGCAAGGAAACCUUCAGUCUUCUCUAUUACGAAUUUGACGCAGCUACCAAAGAGCCACCGCCAUGGGAACCGGACAGCUACAAACUCAUUGGUCGAAUCGCCGCCGGAGAGGGUAGAUUCAACACAAACACCCAGGAGAUAAUAAACACAGAAGUGAAGUCGAUACCGGUAACGAAGAAGGGUGUAUACUUCGCGUUCCGGGAUCAGGGCGCCUGUAUAUCUAUACUGGCAAUAAAAGUCUACUACAUUAGCUGCCCGGAAGUGAGCGUUAACUUUGCUCACUUCCCGGCAACGCCGACUGGAAGAGAAGUCAGUCAGAUCGAGCAGUCGGUCGGUACCUGCGUUGCUAACGCGGUGAAAAUCGAUCAGCCAACUUUCCUCUGCAAAGGAGAUGGGAAAUGGUAUCUCUCAGCGGGUGCCUGUCAUUGCAAACCCGGUUAUCAGGCCGACGUUGAGAAACAACAGUGCAGCGAGUGCCCUAUUGGGAAAUUCAAGUUCGAGGCUGGUUCUCAGAGCUGCGAACCGUGCCCGGCUCACAGCAAAGCUCCGGAUUACGGAUUCACAGAGUGUCGAUGUGACGCCGGCUACUUCAGGGCUGGAAAGGACCCCAAGAACAUGCCGUGCACUCAACCCCCGUCAGCGCCGCAAAAUCUGACAGUCAAUUUUGUGGAUCAAUCUACGGUAAUCCUCUCGUGGAACUCCCCACACGUGCAGGGUGAAAGGUCCGACACAACUUAUAGAGUGGUUUGUGACGCCUGCAGCAACGGGGUCAAGUACAUUCCAAACACCGAGAUAUUCAACGACACGAAAGUGACGAUCACUGGAUUGAACGCAGUGACAACCUACCGGUUUCAAGUAUUCGCCGAGAACGGUGUUUCCCCCUUGGCCGGCACGCCGGACUACGUCGACAUAACCGUUACCACGGAGGCGAGCGUCCCGAGCCUAGUCAGCAACGUAAGGUUCACCAGCGUAAAAAGUACCGAGCUGAGCAUAAGCUGGGACGCUCCUAUCACCGAGAUCGGUGGUGACAGUGAUUUGGUGGAACGAUACGAAGUACGUUGCUAUCCACGUUUUGAUGAAGCCACAAACGCCACCAUCGUACAAACUUCGGAUCUGGCGGCAACGUUCAAAGGUCUGAAGCCGGCUACGGAUUACGCGAUUCAGGUGCGAGCCAAGACUACCAGAGGAUGGGGCGAAUACACUCCGGUUGUCUUUAAAAAAACACCUCACGCGCUGGGGCUCGAUUACGUCGGUGACGACGACAACAUGCAGGUCAGGAUCAUCGCUGGCGCGAUCGUCGCCGUCGUCGUUCUCCUCGUCAUCAUUAUCAUUAUGACGGUGCUGUUCUUGCGAAGCAGGGCCUCUGAUGAGUGUAACAAAAAGCAGCCGAGCGAUUGCGACACCCUUGAAUACAGAAACGGAGAAGGACUAGUUGUGACCUACAUGCACUGCAAAAUGGACAGUUCACCGAUUGUGACAACCCACACCAACAAGAGCAAGUCUUCGCUGACCACCCCGCUGUUCACGCCUGCAGUGGGAGUCGCAACUGCAGCCGGCGGCGGUACCGGGGGUGGUGGCGGGGCUCGGAGCUACGUCGACCCUCAUACCUACGAGGACCCGAAUCAGGCUGUCAGGGAAUUCGCCCGUGAAAUUGACGCCGGGUACAUCACCAUUGAGGCUAUAAUUGGUGGGGGAGAAUUCGGAGACGUUUGCCGAGGCAAGUUGAAAUUGCCGCCCGACGGUCGAUCGGAGAUCGACGUAGCCAUAAAGACGCUUAAGCCAGGAUCGGCGGACAAAGCGAGAAAUGAUUUCCUGACAGAAGCUUCGAUAAUGGGACAGUUCGAGCAUCCAAAUGUGAUAUUCCUCCAGGGUGUAGUCACGAAGAGUAAUCCAGUUAUGAUAAUCACUGAAUUCAUGGAAAACGGAAGUCUAGAUACAUUCCUGAGGGCGAACGACGGAAAGUUUCAAGUUCUUCAGCUAGUCGGUAUGCUUCGCGGCAUUGCGAGCGGCAUGCAGUAUCUUGCAGAAAUGAAUUACGUCCAUCGAGACCUUGCAGCUAGGAACGUCCUCGUCAACGCGGCUCUCGUUUGCAAAAUCGCAGACUUCGGAUUGAGUCGUGAAAUCGAAAGUGCCACCGAAGGUGCUUACACGACUAGGGGCGGUAAAAUCCCUGUCCGAUGGACAGCGCCAGAGGCGAUUGCAUUUAGAAAAUUUACAAGCGCCUCCGAUGUUUGGAGCAUGGGUAUAGUUUGCUGGGAAGUAAUGUCCUAUGGAGAGCGACCGUACUGGAAUUGGUCGAAUCAGGAUGUAAUUAAGUCAAUCGAAAAGGGCUACAGACUGCCAGCCCCAAUGGAUUGUCCCGAAGCCAUUUAUCAGCUGAUGCUCGACUGCUGGCAAAAAGAACGCACCCACCGGCCUACGUUCGCCAACCUCACCCAGACCCUCGAUAAACUCAUACGGAGUCCAGACACCCUUCGAAAAAUUGCCCAGAACAGCGUGCGGCCACCAGCACACAAUCCGUACUAUGUCACUGGCCACGGCAGUCAGGGGGGCCCUGCGGGUCCGUUCGUAGACGUUUUGGGCCGACAAAGCCAAGGCCAAGGCCAAGGUCCGAGCCAAGGUCAAGGCCAAGGUCAGGGCCAAGGCCAACCACCGCUAGCCGUUCCAGUAAUGCCACCAGGAGCCGGCAGAACCCUACACUUCCACACACACGCUGCGACACACGCUCUGCCCCAACAACCGCCCCUUACCUACCCCAACUGGGUCCCGUUCACCCACUUUGGUUAACCGAUCUAGCUCCCUAACCCUUCUACAUCUUGUUAGACCAUAAUUUCGUUUAAUGCUACCGCAAUCGCGAAUAUAUCAUAUUGUCUCGUUUUUAAUAGAUUACAUUAAAAACUAGCAUCCGCAUCGAGAUUAAAUUAAAAUUAAAAUUGAAAAUAAAAACAGGCGGUCGAAUAAGUAAACACUCGAAGCACGAUGCGAUCAGUCCUUACGUCGAGGGCUUUGUUUUUCAAAUAAUUAAAUUCUUUUAACAUCGUCUUACGCGAGUACGUGAUACUAAUGAUCAGUCAGAGUUGGUAGCGAGAUACCGUUUCCUAUUGCCACAUUCGACUCAUUGUCAGAUGGUUAAUGUAUAGUCACUUCUGAUUCUAUCAUUUCACAACGCACUUUAAAGCUUUGGCUGACUUACCAAGGUUACUCAAGUUGAAUUAUUAGAAAUGCAUUGGUUGUCUGACAGGUUCGCUAUUAUUUUGCUACCAGUAAUCCUUGGAAUCUCACGCACGCGGUUUGCGAUGAUUCUUAUAAACUGAUAGAAGUCGGAGACAAAUGUUAUAAGUCACGUUUUAGAAAUUGUAUUCCACUUUUCAAAAAGAAUUACUCGCUUCCAGCCCUGCCAUAUCGUCGGCGUACAUUAACAGUUUUCGCUAUUCAAAGAAUUUUAAUAAAAUAAUGGAAACGGAGCCCCUUUUAUUUUUCGGUGUUUAGUUCGGUGUUUGUAUAGAUCUAAACGCAUAGGUGUAUAAUAGGCGCAAACGCAAUAGGCACGCGUCAGUGUUAUAAAUAUAGGCAUAUUAUAAUACAUUAUGCAACGGUUUAUUAUUUUAUUCUGAUUUUUUCGCGAGCAGGGAAAGGCCAUAUGUACAAUACUAUCAGUUUUAUGCCACAUAUUGAAAGUCUGAUAUACAUACAUACAUAAAUAGUUAUUGCUGUCGCACAACUGCGCAGCUGAAUGAAACUUCUAUACAUACAUACAUAAAUGCAGGUUCCUUCCGCACAUAAAUAAAUAAAUUCAUAGGUAAAAAACAAAAAUACAGGAGAGCACAACGUAUAACUCACAAUACGAUCACCACAUGACUGAUGUACUCUUUAAGGAAAGAAAAAUUAAAUAAAUAAAUAAAAAUAAAACGUUUCAUUAUAUCAUACUAGACAAUACUAGGAAUCGAAAAUAGCAAUACAAACAAAUGAAAGAAGAUACAAAAAGUAAAUUGAAAUAAUACAAAAUAGAGUAAAAACAGAUCGCUAUAAAAACAUAUAAUCUCAUAGUUAAUUAAUCAAAAACAAAAAUUUACGAUAUUAUCACGAUCAUUAAUAAUAUUUAAAAGAAAGAAAUUACGAUAAAUAAUGAAAACAAUUCUAUUGAACGGAGAUGCAUAUUAUAAAUGCUAAUAGAUUAGAAUUUGUUUAAAAAUGUGAUUAAUCAUUUAUACGUAUACUAUAUAAAAAUGUUGCACUUUGUCGAUAUAUAAUACUUUGCAUCAACACUGCCGAGUUUUUAAUGACACAUUGAGUUACAUCUUUUUUAAGUAGUAAAAUAAAAUUAAACCGGUCGAGUAGAGACACAUAUAAUAACAAUAAUAUAUAAUAUGAUAGGAUACAUCAGCGAAUUGUAGAAUAGUAGGUAAUAUGUAGUACAUACAGGUUUUCAACCAUAUUAAGGUAGAGGACGAUUUGACCAACGAAAGAAAAUAGCCUAUAACAUUAAUAAUAGUUCAUUAGCGAAAAAUAGUCUUUCAGAUAUUUAAUAUAAAUAUUUAAUAAUUAUUUAUUGACAUUACACUUAUAUGA
This is a messenger RNA of Neodiprion fabricii, 6587 nucleotides long. RefSeq names its product ephrin type-A receptor 4 (gene Eph). The transcript has 16 exons. The coding region runs from base 1650 to 4805 and encodes 1051 amino acids. Gene Ontology annotation, cellular component: neuron projection; plasma membrane. The record is from RefSeq and is a predicted model, not a curated record. Lineage: Eukaryota; Metazoa; Arthropoda; Insecta; Hymenoptera; Diprionidae. Gene Ontology annotation, molecular function: ATP binding; protein binding; transmembrane-ephrin receptor activity. Gene Ontology annotation, biological process: axon guidance; protein phosphorylation; cell surface receptor protein tyrosine kinase signaling pathway.